Messenger RNA from Pseudomassariella vexata, 2058 nucleotides. RefSeq names its product polysaccharide lyase family 4 protein. Gene Ontology annotation, biological process: carbohydrate metabolic process. The transcript is spliced from 2 exons. NCBI's taxonomy places the organism in Eukaryota, Fungi, Ascomycota, Sordariomycetes, Amphisphaeriales, Pseudomassariaceae. Bases 1 to 2058 code for a protein of 685 amino acids. The record is from RefSeq and is a predicted model, not a curated record. Gene Ontology annotation, molecular function: carbohydrate binding; catalytic activity.
AUGUCAAGAACCUUGCUCUUGCUCUCUUCUUCUUGGAGUUUAGCUUCCGGGUCUUUGAUUGCGAAUGAAUCUUCCGAGGUCCUGUUUCUCGCCAAUGACAGGUUGGUAACUGCCGUCAACAAGACUAUAGGUGCGGUCGACCUUCUCACCCUCGACGGGCAAGACCUCCUUGGGUCUACCGGUUACAUUCCCGUUACCCCUGGGGGUUCCUCCGGCAAUGGCCAGUAUGGUAUUGGGCCGUAUCUCGACUGCUACUGUAUACCUUCGGGUUCUUACACGCCGGGAUUCCUCAAUUCAACUUACAAGCUGUUCAAGGGCGUUGACUCAACCAAUGUCUCUUAUGGUGGCAUAGUCAUGAGCGAGGUUUAUCCUCCUACUGGCCAGAUACUCGAGCAGUACUGGUUCUUACGAGAUGGCGAGACCGGACUCCAUACCUUCAGCCGUAUAGCUUAUUAUAAUAAGACCACCCCCUUUUUACGGAACCUACAGGAGUUCAGAACCCUCUUUCGCCCCAACACCGACCUCUGGACGGACAUCAUCACGGAUGAUAGCUUGUACGCUCCUUUGCCGGUGCCAAACCCUGCGUCAGGUAAUAUCACGAACGCAACCACGGUGCAAGAUGCUACGUGGUAUAUUGGCAACCGGACGACCAACGACCCCUAUGCUGAGCAGUUUUCUGACUAUUACACCAAGUACACCUUUGCGGCUGUGUGGCGGGACCAGACGGUCCACGGUAUGUUCGCAGAUGGAUCGGCUAGCGAGGACCACUCGACUUUUGGCGCAUGGCUCGUCAUGAACACCAAGGACACUUACUUUGGUGGGCCAAUUCAUUCCGACCUCGUGGUGGAUGGGAUUGUUUACAAUUACCUUGUCUCGAACCACCACGGCGACGGCACUCCCAACGUCACCGACGGGUUCGACCGAACUUUCGGGCCUCAAUAUUAUCACUUCAACAAGGGUGCCGUAGGAGGAUCCUGGAGGGAGUUGAGAGAUGAGGCGGUUGAAUAUGCAUCCCCAGACUGGAACGCCGACUUCUAUGAUACUAUUGCCCAAUACGUGCCCAACUACGUCCCCACGUCAGGCCGUGGCUCGUGGAAAGCCAGAGUCGAGCUGCCAGAGGGGGCUAACAAUGCUAUUGCGGUCCUGGCCCAAAACAGUGUUGACUUCCAGGACAAUGUUAUCGACCCUUCGGCCUAUCAGUACUGGGCAGAUAUCGGGUCGCAUGAUGGCACAGUGCAGAUCGAUCGGGUCAAAGCUGGUAUCUAUCGCUUGACGAUAUAUGCUGAUGGCAUCUUCGGCGACUUUAUCCAGGAUAAUAUUGUCGUCACGGCAGGACAAAUGACAGACAGUGAAAGCCUGGUCUGGACCCCUGAAUCAGCUGGAAAGGAACUAUGGCGUAUCGGUACCCCUGAUAAAGCUGCAGGAGAAUGGAAACACGGGGUUUCUAAAGAUACAACUUCAGCCCUCCAGCCACCCGAGUACCGCAUCUAUUUUGGUGCUUACGACUAUAUCACCGAUUUUCCGGAUGGAGUCAACUUCCACGUUGGCACUAGCGAUACUGGCGACUUCAACUACAUCCAUUGGUCAGUCUUUGGCGGCUUUGCCAACCUUUGGCGACCUGACCAAGUGGAAGGCCACGGAGAGAUCAACAACUGGACCGUCACAUUUGAUGUCGCAGCUAAGGAUAUCGAGAAAACGACUGAGGCUACAUUUACGGUUCAGUUAGCUGGAGCCAAGACGGCGGCGGGGAACACGGAUGUUUUCAAUGCUACGCAACUAUAUAACGACUUGCCGUUUGUGGUUGUUGUGAAUGGAAAGGAGUUGGAACCUUGGGUCAUUCCAUACUACCACUCUUCGUCUUGUGCUGUUCGUAGUGGCAUAACGUGCUACCAGGUUGCUAAGAAGUUUACGUUCCCUACCAACUAUUUGAAGAGUGGAUCGAAUACAACAAACGAGAUCAUCUUGAGUCUCCCGUAUAACGCAACGGACUACGAGUCGGCUGUUUUGCCGAGGAGUGUGUAUGUACAGUAUGAUGCACUACGGCUGGAGGUCCGAUAG